AUGACGUUGAAUAUAGAGAUGGUAGGCAAUGGUCAUGAAUUUUAUAAUGAUGGGAGUGUGGCAAAACUUACUGACAUUAACGUUGCACUUAUAGAUAGAGCAAGAGCAGAAUAUGCUAAAAGCGAUCCAUUUAAAGGGAAUAAAUAUCUCACAAAAAAAUUUACCAAACAGAAAAUAUUAAAAAAAGAAGUAGAAGGAGAAUUAAUAAUUGCUGACUUUCCACAACUAAAAAAAAUCGAGAUUAACAGAGGUAAUGGUAUUGCUCACUUAUCAAUACUUAAUUGUCCUCAAAUAGAAAAAAUAAGGAUUUGGGGGGUUGGUUUACAAAGUAUUGAGGCUAAGCAACUUUUAGAAAAAUUAGAAGUUUUAGACCUUCGUAAUAAUUCUUUAAAUUAUAUUCCCCCUGAAUUUUUACCACUGAACUUAAAAGAACUUGAUAUUUAUGAAAAUCAAUUUACUAUUCUCCCUGAAAACAUUAACGAUAGGAUAGAAAAAUUUGAAAGAGAAAAAAAGGAAAAUAGGAGACUACACCCUACUUGGCAACAAUUAGAUAAUACUAAAAAAGGUCGAAAUGAAAUUGAAAGACGAAUUAAAGAGUUUAGUCAAAUAAUUUCUCAACUGGAAGAGGAAAAACAAAAAUUGAAUGAGAAAAUUUCAGAAUUGAAGCCCCGAGUGUCUAAUAAUGAAGAGAAGUUAAAUGUUCUCAAAAAAGAAAAAGAACAGUUGGAAAAAAAUUUAGAACACGAAGAAGAAUUGAUUAAUUUAAAUGAAAAUUUAGAGGUGAGGGAAAGUAAAUUAAGACAAAAUUUCGAAGAGCAGAGGAACAAAUUAGUAGAAGAGAUAAAAAAUUUGCGUGAAUUUCAAAAUAAACUUUCUGAAUCAGAGGAAGGAAAAUAUCCAAAUCUGGUCAGUCUAGUCCGUCUUUGUGUCCUAAAUAUUCAAGAAUUUAUUGAGCAAGAAAAAAUCUUUCAAGUUCAGAUGAAACAAAUAGAGAAAUUAAAGAGUGAAAUCGAGACUAAAAACAAUGAAAUUAAAGAGUUUAAAACAACUAUUGAUAGUAAAAACAGUAAAAUUAUAGAAAUCAUUAAACUUCAAGAAAAAAUCGCCGAAUUAGUUGACCAAAAUACUCAAAAAGAAGUAUUAGAAGCACAAGAAAUUCAACUGAGAGGUCGUAAUUUAGAAUUAGCCGAGAAAGUUUUUGAUUUAGGUCAAGAGUUAGAAGAGUUAGAGCAAAAUAAGGAUAAUUUAGAGCAAACUAACAAAAAUCUAGACCAAGAAAAUACUAAAUUGGCAAUUGAAAAAAGAAAUCAACAAGAGAUAAUUGUCCAACUAGAAGAAAGUUUGAUAAUUGAGCGGACUAAAAACACCACUUUGGAAGAGAUAAUAAAAGCCAAAAGCAACAAAAAGUUAGAAGAAGUUGAAAAGGUUAAUAUCCAGUUGAUAGAAAAAGUGGGUUUAUUAAGUCAAAGAUUGCAGGAAAAGAAACAAAGUUCACCUAUCGAGGAAGAAAAAAAGGUAAUUAGAGAGAGAAAAUUAGAGUUAGAACAAUCAAUUAAUGAUACUAAAAAUAAGUUGGAACAAUUAGAAAAAGCGAAAAGAAAACUUAGCCAAAGAUUAACGGAGUCGGAAAUUAAAACUUUCUUGGUUAAGCAAGAUGAAGUGAAUGAGUUAGAGGAAAAAAUAAAACAACUGGAUGAGACUCAAAAACUUAUCAGUCAGUUAGAAAAACAACGAGAAGAGAUGGAGUCAGAACUUCAAUUAGAGGCCAAGAUAAUUAAUAUGCCCGUUGGGGAUUAUAAAUCUGUUCCAAAAGCAAAAAAGACCGAAAAGUCAAAGAACAGUGAUUAUUGA
Molecule: messenger RNA, 1851 nt
Organism: Funneliformis geosporum
Lineage: Eukaryota; Fungi; Glomeromycota; Glomeromycetes; Glomerales; Glomeraceae
Source: the annotation of a GenBank genome assembly